Molecule: messenger RNA, 2312 nt
Organism: Acanthochromis polyacanthus (spiny chromis)
Lineage: Eukaryota; Metazoa; Chordata; Actinopteri; Pomacentridae
Product: synembryn-A-like
Biological process (GO): G protein-coupled receptor signaling pathway
Cellular component (GO): plasma membrane; cytoplasm
Molecular function (GO): G-protein alpha-subunit binding; guanyl-nucleotide exchange factor activity
Source: RefSeq, a predicted model, not a curated record
AUGGACUGUGUGCCACUGAAAGCAAAGAAACUAGAGGAGGUACAUUCAGAAAAUAAGUGGGGACACGCUGAUUCUGACUCCGACUUCGAUGAGUACGACCAGGAGGAUCGCGGCCUCAUCCUCAGACAGAAUUUAGCUGUUGUCCUCAUGAGGUUCAUAGAACAGGAGUCAAUGUCGUCUGUUGAGGGUACUCUACGCACCCUGAGGAUUCUGUCCAGGGGACAAGAAGGUCCUGGGCCUUUGGUGACCGACAGCGCUCUCCUGACUCUGGCCAACUAGCCGGCCUGAACCCACGAGUGGACGUCCAGCGACGAAGCCAACAACCCCGACUCUGAUUCUAUGACAACAUCAUCGCUUCUUGCUGAGGCCAAAGCGCUACAGAGUCGCACUGACGAUGACGAAGGCGAAGCUGACGCCAGCGAAAACGAGGAAGGCUGUGCCUUUGAUGAAGAUGCCAAGAGCGACAUCAGCAUCGCCACCAGCGGGGACAUGGACAGCAUCAGCUGGUUCGGGAGCCACAGGACCAGCAUCAACGAAAUGCACAGAGGCGGCCUCCAUCACAAGGUGCUGGAGCGAGGGAGGAGGGACCGGAGGGAGAGCAAGAUGGAGAUGGAGGAAGAGGAGGAGGAGGAAGGGGAGUCAGGGGAGGAGGCUCAGAGAAAGGAGGCCAUGAAGGUGUUGUGUAACGUGGUGUAUAACAGCACCUGGGCGCAGGCAGAGUUCAGUGGCCUCAGGCUCCUGUGUGGCCUCAUAGAGUGUCUGUCCUCCAGUGUGAACUGCUCGUCUCCCUCCAGCGUUCAGUUCUAUGAAUUACGCCUCAUGUUCCUCAUUACUGCACUACGGCCAGAGCUCAGCACUCAGCUUCAGCAGGAGGGAGGAGUGUCGAUCCUCACAACGGCCUUGGAGAGCUGCCUGGAGGUGCAGUGGAAGGACCAGUAUGAGUGUGUACUGGACCCCGCGACACCACCCAUCUCUCUGGAAGCCUCUCAGCGCGUCACUGAGAUCCUCAAAAUCCUCUUCAACAUCACCCACAGCACCCACAGGCAGGAUCCAAGUGAGGACGAUGCGGCUCUGUACCGACACCUGGUGGCGAUCCUGCGACUCUGCCUGAUGAGGAAAUGUACGCUGUCGGACGACACUGAUGAGCUGCAGGGUCACACGGUCAACCUGCUGUCAGCGCUGCCUCUCCAGUGUCUCGACGUGCUGCUGAUGGUUCCUCUGGAGCCGGACUCAAAGCAGUGUCAGGGGGUCAACAUGGACUGCGUGCACAUGCUGCUGAUGUUCAUGGAGAGACGUCUGGAGUCGGGGGAUAAGAUCAAAGAGAAGCUGACACCGAUCCUCAAUCUACUGACAGAGAGCUGCAGGGCCCACAGAGAAACACGCCACUACACCAGGAAACAUAUUCUGCCUCCUCUGAGAGAUGUAUCACAUCGACCCGAGGAAGGCUCCACAGUGAAGAGUCGUCUGAUUCGUCUCAUGACUCAUCUAGACACAGAUGUCAAACACUGUGCUGCUGACCUAAUCUUUGUCCUGUGCAAAGAAAAUGUGAGCCGUUUUGUCAAGUACACAGGUUACGGUAAUGCAGCGGGCCUGUUGGCCACCAGAGGUCUGCUGGGAGGUCAGGGGCCCCGGACCUCCAGCUCUGACGCCCAGUACUCCAGCGACUCCGACUCCGACACCGAAGAGUACCGGCAGCUCAAAGACCGCAUCAACCCGGUGACGGGGCGGGUGGAGGCGGAGCAGCCGGAUCCUAUGGAGGGCAUGACGGAGGAGGAGAAGGAGGAGGAGGCCAAGAGGCUCAUCAUACUCUUCAACAAGCUGUCUAGGGAUAACAUCAUCCAGCCGAUGGAAGUGGAUGCAGAAGGGAAGCUCGUCCCGAUGUCAGGACUUGGAGGCAACUCUCUUGCCGAGGACGCAAAGUCUGAGUCAGAGAAUGACGGUGAAGCAGGUGAAGGAGAGAAGGACUGAAACAUGUCAAAUCCACUCAUUCACUUUAUUGAUUUUUUUCUUUUCCUGAUUAUCCCAUUUCUCAAGUUGGUCAGUGGAUAAAUAUCUAUUGUAACUGUGUGGAUGGUGCAGAAGGAAAGAGCUGCAGUUCUUGUCCAGACCCAGCUAGCCACUCUGACAACUUAAGAAAGGAUAAAAAAGGUUGUUUAAUUUUUUUUCUUUUUUGGAUGCAGACUAAUAAUUUAGAGCAGCAAUAAGGUCACACUGGUUUGAAUGAAACUCUGAAUCAGUAGUAGCUCCUGAGAAGGAAUUGAUUUCAUGGCGAUAAUAACCCAUAAAUGUUUGAAUAAAGUCUUAAAAUCUUA